Messenger RNA from Branchiostoma floridae (Florida lancelet), 1314 nucleotides. Its product is annotated as zinc finger protein 708-like. Lineage: Eukaryota; Metazoa; Chordata; Leptocardii; Amphioxiformes; Branchiostomatidae. Gene Ontology annotation, molecular function: RNA polymerase II transcription regulatory region sequence-specific DNA binding; DNA-binding transcription factor activity, RNA polymerase II-specific. Gene Ontology annotation, cellular component: nucleus. Gene Ontology annotation, biological process: regulation of transcription by RNA polymerase II. The record is from RefSeq and is a predicted model, not a curated record. The transcript is spliced from 9 exons. Bases 1 to 1314 code for a protein of 437 amino acids.
AUGACGUCUUUAACGUAUUGGCGGGAGUCAAAUAUCUGGGACAUCAGGAGAACAUAUUCACCUUUGACCUACACCACUUCACCUCUGACCCCUCGGUACGACGGAAGAAAACAGCCCGAGCGCCGGAUUUUACGUGAGGAGAAAAACGUCAUAGGAAGCAGGCUGAACAUGGAAAAGGACGGACAUGGGUCUCCCACCGGAGUUGCUCUGAGCUGCUACAAUGGGUCUCGCGCCGAGGUUUCUGGGAUCAAAGGCGAGAACAAAACAAGCAGUGAUGAAGACCAGACGGCAGCACAGAACGUCAACUUGAAUAACACCGGUGAAAAACCCGACAAGUGUGGCCAGUGCGACUAUUCGGCAGCACAGAAAAUCAUUUUGGACAACCAUAUAGCAGCUAAACACAGUGGUGAAAAACCCUACAAGUGUGACCAAUGCGACUAUUCUGCAGUACAGAAGGUCCAUUUGGACAACCAUAUAGCAGCAAAACAUAGUGCAUGUAAACCCAAUUUGGACACGCAUGUAAAAGCAAAACAUACUGGAGACAAACCCUACAUGUGUGGGGAGUUGCGGAAAUCUUCAUUAGAUUAUCACCUUAUGAUACACACCGGAGAUAAACCCUACACGUGUGGAGAGUGUGGUUACAGGACGGCGCAUAAGGCCCUCUUGUCCAAACACUUGAGAACUCACACAGAAGAGAAACCCUACAAGAAACACACGGAUGAGAAACCUUACAAAUGUAAGCAGUGUGACUAUUCAGCAGCACUGAAAGCCGUUCUUGACUACCAUAUAAUAGCGAAACACACUCAUGAUAAACCCUUUAAGUGUGAUCAGUGUGACUAUUCUGCGGCACGAAAAACCCAGCUUGACUUACACAUGGCAGCAAAACACACUGGCGAGAAACCCUACAUGUCAGGGAAAUCCACCCUUGACUUCCACAUCGCAUCAAAACAUAAUGGUGAAAAACGCUUCAAGUGUGACCAGUGUGACUAUUCUGCAGCACAGAAAGGUACUUUGGACAACCACAUGGCAUCAAACCACACUGGUGAGAAACCCUACAUGAGGAUCCAUACAGGUGAAAACCCCUACAAGUGUGAGCAGUGCGACUAUUCCGCUGUAAGGAAAGGCACCCUUGACAAACAUAUAGCAGCAAAGCACACCGGUGAGAAACCCUACAUGUGUUGGGAGUGUGGGUACCGGGCAGCUUACAAGUCCAGCUUAUCCCUUCAUAUGAAAACUCAUACAGGGCAAAAGCCAUAUAAGUGUGACCAGUGUGACUUUUCAAACCCUGAUGACUCCCCUGCACAGAAGUCCUAG